Messenger RNA from Periophthalmus magnuspinnatus, 4723 nucleotides. It is a transcript of the gene nfe2l1b, whose product is annotated as nfe2 like bZIP transcription factor 1b. Gene Ontology annotation, cellular component: nucleus. Gene Ontology annotation, molecular function: DNA-binding transcription factor activity, RNA polymerase II-specific; RNA polymerase II cis-regulatory region sequence-specific DNA binding. The transcript is spliced from 6 exons. The record is from RefSeq and is a predicted model, not a curated record. Gene Ontology annotation, biological process: regulation of transcription by RNA polymerase II. NCBI's taxonomy places the organism in Eukaryota, Metazoa, Chordata, Actinopteri, Gobiiformes, Gobiidae. The coding region runs from base 573 to 2954 and encodes 793 amino acids.
GCUUGUGGCUACAAGCUAACAUCAUACGGACGAUGAUAGGCGCAGCUGUGAAGAGGGAGGGACCGUGCUGUCACCAAACGCCGCUGUCAGAGAGAUGCUAGGCUGCGAGCUUUCCAGACUCCCUCUUUCACCUUCACCAGCUCCCAUACGAAGUAGUUGUCCUGUCAAGGGUGGGGUGAUGUCUGAGCUUUGUUUUAAUCUGUAGCCUGCUGAACUCCCAGCAUUGUACUGUGAGUAGUGAACCGUUCACUUCUUUCGAGGAUGGACUGGUGGGAGAUCCAGCAAGUGUAUCUUUAUAACAUGGGCGUAAUGUAGAGGCAAGUGUUGGACAAGGAACACUUUAUGAAGAACAAAGUUUUCUCACGAAGAGGACAUUUAAACUAAAAUCUAUUCAUAUGACAUUUUUAAAAUUCCCCUGCUGAUUUGAUUGUUUGUUCCCCUAAUAUCCUAAAGUAUUUUUACAUUCAUGUGUCCACCUCACCCCCCUAGUAUUGCAAAAGUAAAGAUCCAAAGUAGCUGGCCCCAUUUUUAUUUUAGUUUUUUACUUUCACUUUUUGUUCCUUUGUAAAGAAAUGCUUUACCUGAAAAAGUACUUCACAGAGGGCCUGAUUCAGUUCACCAUCCUUCUGAGUCUUAUUGGGGUGCGGGUGGACGUAGACACCUAUUUAAACAAUCAGCUGCCCCCACUGAGAGAGAUCAUUCUGGGCCCUAGCUCAGCCUACACCCAAACCCAGUUCCACAACCUUCGCAACACACUGGACGGCUAUGGCAUCCAUCCAAAAAGUGUGGACCUGGAUCACUUUUUUACCACACGCCGACUUCUAAACCAGGUGCGGCAGCUGGAUCGCCUCUCUGUGCCCACGCCUGAGCUCAACACCUGGUUGGUUCAUCGCGAUUCAGAGACCGUGGUGUCCGCCGCCAGCCACUCCAGCCCCACAAUCACCCUGGACAAUGGGGCCGGCCUAGACAACGCCGACAGCCCUGACGCGACCCCGGCCAUGAGGGGAGGAAGUGGAGCACCUGAAUCCACCUACAACCUGAAUGCAGCGGAGAGCACCCUGGGAGCCGUGGCCUCGGAGGAGACCCAGGAGCAGGGCAGGAGCAGCGGCGAUGACCUCACCAAAGAGGACAUUGAUUUGAUAGACAUCCUUUGGCGACAGGACAUUGACCUUGGUGCUGGACGAGAAGUGUUCAACUAUAGUAACCGUCAGAAGGAAACGGAGGAGGAGAAGCCCCGCCCACAGGAGACCAAGAAUGGAACGGAGCAAGAGCGCUGGAGGAACGGAGUGAACUCACAGGGAGCGCCGCCUGUUGAUGGGGAGACAGGAGAGAGCAUCCCAGAGCAGCUCCCAGCUCUUGGUUCUCAGACUUCACUUUCUCUUCAGGAGUGUCUAAGGCUGUUGGAGGCCACAUUUCCAUUUGGACAAGAAUCUGAGUUUCCAGCACCGGUUGUUGCAACAGAAACCGCAGUUUCCAAUGAAGACGUUCCUUCCACCUCUCAGGGGCUGCUCACACAACUGUCCCAGGCAGAGCCACAGCUAGACUUGGAACAGCAGUGGCAGGACAUUAUGGCGAUCAUGGAGCUUCAGACAAUGGACGCUAAUGCGACUUUGGUCCAGAACAACUCCACCGUCAGUGUUUCGAAUGGCACACCUGAGUCAAAUAACAGUAACUUUGCGCAUGCCACUCGCUCUACACCAAUCAACCAAGAUGUCAGUCUUCACCAGGCCACUCUCCCGAGCUGCAGCCAGGACUUUCCCCAAAUAUUCACUCCACAGUUUGACUCUGGCAUCACACCUCGCCCCCCCAUGCUCAGACUGGCCUCUGGCAACAGCUCCAACAUCAACUCCACAUUUGGAGCCACUAACCUGACGGGUGUGUUUCUGCCACACAUGAACAGCUCCAGUAACAUCACAACCACGCCCCUCCUCCCGGACCCCUUCAGCGCCUUGCUGGAGGAGUCCAUGCUGGAUGAGAUCAGCCUGUUGGACCUGGCCAUGGAGGAGGGCUUCAGCCAGGCGCAGGCCUCUCAGCUGGAGGACGAGCUGGACUCAGACUCUGGUCUGUCUCUGGACUCUGGUCACAGUCCGGCCUCUCCCAGCAGCUCCGAGACCUCCUGCUCCUCCGCUGCCUCGUCCUCCUCCACCUCUGCCACAUUCUCAGAAGAGGGCGCUGUGGGCUACAGCACUGACUCUGAGGUGGCUGCGGCCGAGACAGAGGACGGGGCCACAGGGGGGUACCAGCCCGGCUUUAGUAAACUCUGUCGCAUGAGCUACCAGGACCCGUCCCAAUUCCACAACCUGCCGCAGCUCGACAACAUCAGCCAUAAUCACACGUACAACCUGCCGUUGUCCUCUGCCUUCUCCGACCGCCCAGAGCUCCCCCUCUCCAAUGCCAAGAAAUCUAUUAGAGACAAACAGAGCUCCAAGCUGCAACAGCAUCAGGACUUACUGGACAAGCACGCAAGCCGGGAUGAACGGCGAGCUCGGGCUAUGAAAAUCCCCUUCUCCAAUGAAAAGAUCAUAAACCUGCCCGUUGAGGAGUUCAAUGAGCUUUUAGCCAAACAUCACCUGAGUGAAGCCCAGCUGGCCCUCAUCCGGGACAUCAGAAGGCGUGGCAAGAACAAAAUGGCAGCACAGAACUGCCGCAAGCGCAAACUGGACACCAUCAUAAACCUGGAACAGAACGUGCAGGAGCUGAGGCGUGACAAAGCCCGUCUGCUGAAGGAGAAGAUGGAGUUCAUUCGCUCCAUUCGACAGAUGAAGCAGAAGAUGCACGGCCUGUACCAGGAAGUCUUCACUCAGCUCCGGGACGAGGAGGGCAGGCCUUACCCGCCCAACGAGUACUCGCUCCAGUACGGCAGCGACGGCAGUGUGCUCAUCAUGCCCCGCAGCAUGGCCAACGCAGAGCAGAACCGAAAACCAGAGAAAAAACAAAAAGACAAAAAGAAAUGAGGGACUUAGCUGCUGUUUAUUUAUCUCUUUGCAAAGUCAUUGAGAAUUUCUGCAGAUGCAAGAGUUGUCCUUUUUCCUUUGAGAAGAUCCUGGUGAGUAGAAAAUGGCAAUGUUGACUGCUCUUCCUGCAUUAGUUUUUCCCUUUUUCAGUCUUUCCUGCAUUUAUUUCUUGGAAACAACUUAAAGCAGAAGUGGCUCCAUGUUUAAGUACGGAUACGUGUUCUUUAGAAAAAGGAAAAACAAUAAGCGAGGGAUGUCAAAGGACGUAAAAUGAGCUAUAAGUAAAAUUCUAGCUUCUCUUGAUCUGUUUGCACCGAAUCACUAAUGAAGAAUAUUUAUUGUGAUUUCAACAAAAAGUCGGAGAACGCUUACAAUGAAGGUUGGAUUACUAUGCACUGGAUGAAAAGAUUUACAGGACUUUGUGAUGGCCGAAGACGAGUUCCCCAGAUUCAGGCAUUUGUGGUUUAGAUACCAAAGGAAAAGGAAGUCCAUGGUAUAGGAUGCUCUUUAUUUGCUAACUGAAAAGAACAUCUUAAACAUCUCACCCUAGAAAUGGAAAGAAAAAAAUCAUUGAUUGAUGGGACAGAGAGGGCCUGAAGUUGUACAUGGGCUGGCCACAGUUUUGAAGGUCUUGUCUGUUUUGGUUUCAGUUCACGUGGGGCAGUUGGAUGCUUUUUGGGGUGCUUUAGAGAGGAGGCAAAUGCAAAAUGUAUCAACUUCCUAUUUACACAUAGCACUGUAAUUCGUCCCUAAAAGGCUUGGCUAUUUGCAUUUUGCUGUUUGUUGCUACUAUUUUGCUGCUGUUUUAAACACACAGAGCUACGAUUAGGAUAGCUCUUAUUAAAUGUCCAUAAUCUGUAGUAUUAAGCAAGGUUUUAGAUAUAGAUACAUCAGCUUUAUGCAACCUACACCUAUUUUUGUUUUGGUCUAAAAGAACUGAGCCGUGAUCACAUGAGGUAUUUAAGUGACUGGUUCCAAUGUACUGUUAAAGGAUUUGCCAUAUUUCAUCACCAUUUUAAUUUUGGUCUUGUCCUGCCCUGUUUUAAGCAUUACAGGCUCAGCUGGGUAUAGAUAACUUAUUUGCCAUUGUAACCCAGCUGAAAGCCAAUUGAGGUAAUUUAACAUUUUUAACUGCUGUAAAGCCGGACGUUGGCUUAAAAUAUAAUGCUUAUUUAUGUUGUUGGUGUGCGUUUUGACGAAGUGAGCCAAUGAGACGAUGUUUUGAAUGCGUGAAUUGAAAAGUUAGCAGAAUGUGUUUGCGUGGCCACUUUGGUUUUGAAUGCCUUGAGUUCACUAUCUCAUCAAACUUUUAAAGGUUUUGGGAAACUUGUUCUCAAAAGUAGAAGUGCUAUUACUUGUCCCGAGUGAAGUUUGUCUAUUGGUAUGUGUAUCUCAUCAUCACCCUUUAAAAAUAGGUCAGUCAAUGCAGCUGAAAUAGCAGUUAGACAACAAUAUUUACAAAAGGCUGAAAAGACUCUGCAGCAUUAAGAUGUCUUUGUUUUGAAAGAGGAUUCAUCUUCAUCAUAUGUGAUAUUCUGGCAUGAAAACUCUGGUUAACAUCACUUCUGUGUAACACUACUAUCAGUACUGCUACUACUUGGUGCACUUUUGUCUUGUCUCAUGUAAAUAUGUUCAUGUUUGUCUUCAUUUAUGUAGUUCGUCAUUAAAGUCUCAACCUUCUGCUUUCUGUUUGGAUGUAGUUCCCUGUUUUGAGAUUUGCUGGCAAUCAGAAAUUGUUUUUAUUGAUUAAUAAAGUGUUUUUAUUUUCA